AUGGCGCCGCAACAUGUCGAGAUUGCAGAGACUAUCGCCGCCAUCAAAAGAACUUUGCGCCGCGAGAAAGAAGCUCCAACGGACCAGAACAUCUCAUCCGCCACGAACCGAGGAAACAAGUUGAGAAGAGGCGCAAGCUCCGUCCAUGCUGGUGCCCUACCAUACCCACAUGGGCCUGAUGGAUACAAAGAGAAAAUCGACCACGCAGGGUAUUCUCGAUAUGUCUUGGAUCGUAAUCCCAAACGCUAUAACGAAUAUGGCGACGAACUUGAGGACAGCGAGAGCGAUGCCGAGGCCGACGCAGACGCCGAAGACGAAAAUCCCUACUCUGGCAUUAAACUUGAAGAGCUUCUUUGUCCUCUAAAGCACCCUUCUGAGCUUGCCUCUCAUCCUACCCUCUCGAUACCGUUCCUCGACAGUGCGCUUCCAGACCUAGUCGUCUCAGUCGAAACGAAACUACGCCAAGAACGAGCGAACUUAUGGAGGGCCAAGAAUCUGAACAGACAAUUCAUGGGAGAUGAGCCAUGGGUGCCUUGCGCCAGCGUCGAAGGCCUCGACGAUUGGGACAUAUUUGAACCAAAGCUCAAUGCUCCUCUCCAGCCCGCAGGCAGCAAGAGGAAGAGAGAUCACGAUCAGGAAAUGUCUCAAAAUGGAAUAAACGGUCAUGAUCAUGCGAUUGCCAAUGACCUCAUUACUCGUCAAGCUGAUAGUUCCGUCGAGGUCAAUGUCGAGGCUGAGGCCGAGGCGGCGGUGGCUCGUCGGUUAGAUCGAGAGAGCGAAGCUGGGCCAAAAGCUCCACCAGUACCUGAAGCAUCGACGAAGGAGCAGGCAGAGCGGGAGAUGGACGAUGUACCAGCUAAAAUCGAAGCCGACCAAUCUCAGCAAGCUAGAAACUCUUCGGACGAGCAGACAGAGCAAGAUCCCGCUCAGGAGAAUGACAAGGUUCAGAAAGAAAAUGGUGAUGACGAAAUGCAGGUCGACCAAAACGAAGAAGCAAAAGAUGCAAGAAAAGAACCAAAAGAAAACGAAGCGGGGGAUGAGAGUGCGUCCGAGGAGGAAGAGGAAGAGGAACAAGCAGAACAGCCGCAACCUACGCGAAGAAUCACGCGCGCGUUGGCCGCAGAGCAUACGACAUCGACCAUUACAAGCCCUCCCCUCUCACCGAACUCUACCGCGUCCACAGUCGAUUCCUCCCUGCUGCAAGCUGACCCUCUGUUUCUCCUCCCGCCCUCACUUGCUGCCAACCACAGAGUGCCCAACAGCCUAUCACGGCUCGGGCUGCCCGUUGAAGAGUUUCUUGAAACCCGCAGGUUGCUGUCGAUGUACAUUCAGAAGCAGGAAGAGAGUGUGCGUGGGUUCGAAGCCGUCCUGGGGAAGUUGAUCAAGGCUAAGAGAAUGCGGGAUCAAGUCUGGGAAUGGUGCAAGACGGAAGGCCACGUGGGGGAGUGGUCUGACGGCGAGGACUGGGUUGACGCCGAGGCAUGGGGCCUGGCGCCCGACGAGCUCAAGAAGGGCAAGGACGAAGAAGAAGUCGAAGGUCAAGAAGACACUGGUCGAAAGGGCAAGAGGAGAAGAAGGGAUUAG
Messenger RNA from Exophiala spinifera, 1584 nucleotides. RefSeq lists its product as uncharacterized. Gene Ontology annotation, biological process: negative regulation of silent mating-type cassette heterochromatin formation; negative regulation of rDNA heterochromatin formation. The record is from RefSeq and is a predicted model, not a curated record. Gene Ontology annotation, cellular component: cytosol; Rpd3L complex. Bases 1 to 1584 code for a protein of 527 amino acids. Lineage: Eukaryota; Fungi; Ascomycota; Eurotiomycetes; Chaetothyriales; Herpotrichiellaceae. The transcript has 4 exons.